UGGAACGGUUACGACCCCAACGUGCACAUGGGAAUGUCCAGCGGUUUCCAGUCCGCUGCUUUCCGAUUCGGGCAUACUUUUAUACAGGGAAUGGUACGAAGGUACAACAAGUUUCAUGAAUUUGUGGGUGAAGAUCCUCUUAGAACUCUUCUACGUCAGCCUUACAUCUUCUACGAACCCGGUAAGAUUGAUGAGCUCAUCGGUGGCCUUAUCAACACCCCUGCUCAAGUAUACGACCCCUUUAUAACCCAAGAGGUAACGAAUCACUUGUUUCAAGUGCCCCCUAUGCCGUUUGGAAUGGACUUAGUGGCCUUCAACCUGAUGCGAGGACGCGAAACAGGAGUACCCGGAUAUAACUUCUACCGAGGAUGGUGCGGUUUGGGAAGAGUCAAAACAUUCGAGGAGUUGGAGCCACUGAUGAACAACGGCACUGCCCUCAAGUUUGCUCAGGUGUACAAACAUCCAGAUGAUAUUGAUCUUUGGAGCGGUGGAAUUUCAGAGCGCCGCCUACCGGGAAGUUUGAUUGGACCAACUUUCGCUUGCAUUAUCGCUCGUCAGUUCGCGAAUGUAAAAAAGGGGGAUCGUUUCUGGUACGAAAACUCGGGAUUCCCAUCUGCAUUUACUCCAGGUAACCUUUCCUGCAUGGUUUGA
Messenger RNA from Limulus polyphemus (Atlantic horseshoe crab), 651 nucleotides. RefSeq names its product thyroid peroxidase-like. Gene Ontology annotation, biological process: response to oxidative stress. Bases 28 to 651 code for a protein of 207 amino acids. The record is from RefSeq and is a predicted model, not a curated record. The transcript is spliced from 4 exons. Gene Ontology annotation, molecular function: peroxidase activity; heme binding. Lineage: Eukaryota; Metazoa; Arthropoda; Merostomata; Xiphosura; Limulidae.